This is a messenger RNA of Sclerotinia trifoliorum, 588 nucleotides long. NCBI's taxonomy places the organism in Eukaryota, Fungi, Ascomycota, Leotiomycetes, Helotiales, Sclerotiniaceae. The record is from the annotation of a GenBank genome assembly.
AUGCCGGUCGCGGACUGGGCCGCUACGAUAAACGUUCAAGAAGAAGAGCAGAGUAUGAUUGAGUUGCUGAACUUCAUUGAGGCUCAAUGUCCAAACCUCAAGAGGUUGAGCCUUUUAUCAUAUCAUUGUGAGUAUUCCGGACUUGCUACUACCAAUAGUCGACUUCUUGACAUCAAUAACGAUCUGUUGAAGCUAGACCUCAAGGAUGGACGUGGAGAUCAGGCUCCGAAUAGUGCGAAGUCUUUUCCGUAUGAUAGAUUAGCGGCUUUGUUGAAAGAGCGAAACAAUAUUGAUCGCAAGACUCAGAUACACUACGAAAAGAUGGUGAAACAAGAAAACAAGGAUUCUAUCUCAUACUGGAAGGGAGUUGAGGUAGUCAACUGUUUACUUUGUCGGUUGAGACAUCUUCAUGGUUAUCCGGACGUCUUUAUUCCAAUACUCAAAAGUUCUGUGCCCUACAAUGAUGAUGGAACUCUAGCUACCCUACCAGAGGAUACAACCGAUAGUGCAGUAGAGCUCGGGAACAAACUCAGUUUGAUAAAUUCCAGCAAUGAGAUGCCAGGCAGAAUCGAAGACAGGAUUCAUUAA